GGAACCCAAAGCUGGGGAUGUGGAGAAGCCGGAGCUUCUUUGCGUUUGGACGCUGGCCCCGGAAGUGGCGAGGGCGGGGUCAACACUGGCGAGUAAAGUCCUCUGACUUGGGAAGAUGCUGCUGGACCUUUCGGAGGAGCAUAAAGAGCACCUGGCCUUUCUGCCGCAAGUGGACAGCACGGUGGUCGCCGAGUUUGGGCGGAUUGCGGUGGAAUUCCUGAGGCGAGGCUCGAACCCCAAGAUCUACGAAGGCGCCGCCAGAAAACUAAAUGUGAGCAGUGACACUGUCCAGCAUGGUGUGGAAGGAUUAACAUACCUCCUCACUGAAAGCUCGAAGCUUAUGAUUUCUGAACUGGAUUUCCAAGAUUCUGUUUUUGUUCUGGGAUUCUCUGAAGAAUUGAACAAAUUAUUGCUUCAGCUUUAUCUAGACAACAGAAAAGAGAUCAGAACUAUUCUGAGUGAAUUGGCACCAGACCUUCCCACUUACCACAGCCUUGAAUGGAGACUAGAUGUACAGCUUGCAAGCAGAAGCCUCAGGCAACAGAUAAAACCAUCAGUGACUAUAAAGCUACACCUUAAUCAGAAUGGAGAUCACAACACCAAAGUUCUGCAGACAGACCCAGCCACUCUGCUCCAUUUGGUUCAGCAAUUGGAACAAGCAUUGGAGGAGAUGAAAACAAACCACUGUAGGAGAGUUGUGCGCAAUAUCAAGUAGUUCCAGUUUUCAGGACUGGAAUCACUGAAUCACUCACGUAUUGAUAAUGCGACAGUUACUUUUUUAAUUUUUUAUUAAUUACAGUGAUAAAUACAUUUAGUUCCCAUGAAAUUUCUUUUUCUAUGACAAGAUAUUGAGGUCAUGAUCAAAAGCUAAAGUUAAGGGGUGCCUGGGUGGCUCAGUUGGUUAAGCGUCUGACUCUUCAUUUGGGCUCAGGUCAUGAUCUCACAGUUCAUGUGAUCAAGCCCUGCGUUGGGCUCUGCGCUAUUAGCGUGGAGAUUUUCUCUCCCUUUCUCUCUGGGCUUCCCCUGCUCGCACUCUGUCGCUCUCUCAAAAUAAAUAAAUAAACAUUAAAAAAAAAACAAACAAACAAACGCUAGAGUAAAGUUCCUUUCCUGGUGCUAAAUGUGGUCUGUUUCUUGACUAAUUAAGAUGUAUUUUAUAUGUUAAAAGUGUAUGUACAAUUGAAUCAACUGGAAGUGAAUCUGUCCUAUUCAUAUCUUUGGUGUAUAUGAAUGUCUUUUAUUCGUACUUCUUUUGAUUGCUUAACCUGACUGUUCUUUAUUGACCAAAAUUUGAAAAUAAAAUUCACAGUGUAAUGUUACUGCUAUUCAGAAUAUUUUUAGACAGUUCAUUGUUUUUGACUUUUAAAAGCACCCACAAUGUUAGUAGCUAUGGAAUAGUUGGAAGUAAAUAUGAAUUUUUUUAAAUGCUACAUUGUUUAGGGGGUUCAUGCAUUUUUCCUGGUUAGUAAAGGUAAUAAAUACUAUGUUGCUUAA
Messenger RNA from Leopardus geoffroyi (Geoffroy's cat), 1494 nucleotides. RefSeq names its product COMM domain containing 2 (gene COMMD2). Bases 116 to 715 code for a protein of 199 amino acids. The record is from RefSeq and is a predicted model, not a curated record. The transcript has 5 exons. Lineage: Eukaryota; Metazoa; Chordata; Mammalia; Carnivora; Felidae.